Messenger RNA from Emiliania huxleyi CCMP1516, 3138 nucleotides. RefSeq lists its product as hypothetical. The record is from RefSeq and is a predicted model, not a curated record. Bases 1 to 3138 code for a protein of 1045 amino acids. The transcript is spliced from 6 exons. NCBI's taxonomy places the organism in Eukaryota, Haptophyta, Isochrysidales, Noelaerhabdaceae.
AUGCCGCGCGUGAGCAUUUGGCUGGACCGGCGCGCGGGCGGCGCUGACGCAUCGGCGAGCCACGUGGCCCUCCUAGCACUCAUCGCCUCGGCUGCAGGCAUCUCCUCUGGAGGAGGCAUCCAGCACGAAGGAAUACCCUGCCCGCAGGGCUGCGCGUGGACGAAGGAAUACCCUUGUCCCGGGAGCCCCAAGCAUUGGAGGCAAGCUCACGCCAAGGACGACGGAUCGGCCUGCUUCAAUGUGCGAACCGGGCGCCGCUCCAACGAGAUGUCCUGGGGCCUCGAGUGCAACGGCCGUCACGUGCUCUCGGGUGGGCCCUACGGCACGUGGUACAGCCACGAGGACAGCGUGCACACGUACAGCCUCGACCUCCCUCCUCUCUCGACCUGCACCCUCUCGAUGCAAGACUUGUGGGGCAACGGCUGGGAUGACGCCACGUGGUCGGGCCUUGGGCAGAAGGACAUCACGCUCGGGUGGGGGCACUCCGGUAGCCACUCCUUUGUGGUGCGAACCGGGCGCCGCUCCAACGAGAUGUCCUGGGGCCUCGAGUGCAACGGCCGUCACGUGCUCUCGGGUGGGCCCUACGGCACGUGGUACAGCCACGAGGACAGCGUGCACACGUACAGCCUCGACCUCCCUCCUCUCUCGACCUGCACCCUCUCGAUGCAAGACUUGUGGGGCAACGGCUGGGAUGACGCCACGUGGUCGGGCCUUGGGCAGAAGGACAUCACGCUCGGGUGGGGGCACUCCGGUAGCCACUCCUUUGUGGUGCGAACCGGGCGCCGCUCCAACGAGAUGUCCUGGGGCCUCGAGUGCAACGGCCGUCACGUGCUCUCGGGUGGGCCCUACGGCACGUGGUACAGCCACGAGGACAGCGUGCACACGUACAGCCUCGACCUCCCUCCUCUCUCGACCUGCACCCUCUCGAUGCAAGACUUGUGGGGCAACGGCUGGGAUGACGCCACGUGGUCGGGCCUUGGGCAGAAGGACAUCACGCUCGGUCUCGAGGAGAAGGUCAAGGGCCUUUUGAGCGAUAUGGUUCUGAGCACCGAGGUGAGCGCUCUACUACCGUGGGGUGGCGAGGACGCAACACUGCUCGAGGGCCAGAUGAAGUCAGCCGAAGCGCUAUUCUCCAACUUCACGCAGGCGCCCAUGCUUGUCAACCUCACCUCGGCGCUAGUUCUGUACUUCUCCAAGAUCGACCCAUCGCAGCUCAACAGCUCAUGGACGGAGGAGAUGCAACGCGCGUGGCUUGGCCGGCUCUUCCUUCUCGGCAGCAGGGUGAAACACAGGAGCGAGGGCGCCUAUCUCAAAGAGCUGUUGGAGAAGGCUGAGGAGUACAUCACCGUCGGAGCUGGCGACGCCUUGGCCGGGGACUAUCCCAGCUCAUUUCAACGGAGGAAGGCAGAGCUUUGGGAUGGGUUGGAUGACCUCCAGCAAAGUGCACCCGGGGUCUUUCUCGGGUACACUGUGCCUCAGCUCUGCCGCAAAGCGGGCGACUUUGGUAAGGAUGCGGCCGAAGACGUUGUCUCAAGUACUGGCGUCGGCCUCGGCGCAGUAAUGGCGUACCAUAUUGCUGAUGCUGCUAUGGCCAGUGAGGAGGGUAGCGGCACGGAUCACGGACGACGCCUUCGUGCCGUCACUCGUAGCCAAUCGACUGCAUACAGCACCGCUCAACUCAGCCAAAUGCCGCCCAAAGAGCUGGCGCAGCACGUGUACGACGAGAUCGGCAAGGGCGGUUAUCGCCAUAAGGUCUGCAAAGGCGAGCUUUGCGGCGCACUAAAGGCCACUGAAGUUGACCAUCGUGUGGAGAAGCAGACUCUAAAACGCCAGGUGGAGAAACUUGCGGAGAGAGGGAUCUACCCUACGGAGGAAGAUGUGAAGGACUUGAAGUAUUUCACCAAUUCGCGCCCGAAUCUGAAGGAGGAGCUCGCGGCCGACAACCAGGACUUCGGAAGGUGGAAGAAGAAGAUAUUGGCAGGUGCGGAAGAGACAGUUGAAUGCGGAAGCAACCUUCUAUGCGCGCGCGACAAGGCCCGUGUGUUGUUCAAGGAGCUCGAGGGUGCCGCCGAUAUGCUCGAAUGCAAAGGCAAGGCAACGAGUGAGAUUUGUCUGAAGUCGGGAAAAUACGCCGAGAAGGUCUUUGCUGGUGCCUAUAAAGACGCUUGGGAGAUGCUGUCGGAAGUGUGUGCACGACCGAAGUCGACGUUGGAGCAUUGCCUCAAGUUCAAACAGCUCAAGCCGCUUCGGCAUGCGCUCCAAACGGCGGCGGAGGAGGGGCUGGGGAUGGCGACUAAGAAGGGGGCAGCGACGGUGAUGGGGAAGGGAGCAAAGGAAGGCGCACAAGCUGCUGCGAAGCAAGGCGCAGAAGCGGCGCGCAAGCAAGCGAUGUCGGCGGCCGCGAAGCGAGCAGCCGGAGCGAUCGCGAGAAAGGGAGCAGUGGCCCUCGCCACCGCGACGACAGUGGGCGAGUUGCUUGCCCCCGUCAUCGCUGCUACCUUGACAGCGCAGUGCCUCAUGCCUUCCGACUAUUCCAACGAAGCCAGACUCACCGGGGCCGCUGUUGGCUUGGGUGCUGGGGCGGUAGUCGGGACGGCUGCGUAUAGGGCCUUGGUUGCACGACAGGCUGCCAACUUGGCGGCAAGACAGGCUGCCGUGUCUGCUGCGACAGCCGGUCAAUCGGCAGCUGCCAGGGUGCUAGCUAAGAGUGUCGCGCUCGGCGGAAAGGCAAUAGUUUCGGGCGCAAGGGGAAGGAGCGCCCCUACACUAGCUGCUGGAGCUGCGGCAGGGUCAGCGAUUAUCAUUGUCGGCGUGGUGGCAGCAUCGGCCGUCACUGUGGCUGACCACUUCUGGGUCACCGAUGCUGAAAAGGAGGAGGAGCUCCUGCGAAAGGAUGCGUUUGAGUGCGACUGCGCCUGGACUUCCGAUUGGGUCUGCCCAAAUUCUGUUCUCGUUCGGUCUCCCGGCGAGGACCCGGAUAAGAUUGCGAGGGACGACGGCUCCUGGUGCUUUAGCUACUGCUGUGGCGUGGUCGAGGAGUCAAUGACCGCAGCAAUGAAGGUCAUCAAGAACCGCGAUGAGCUUGCCGUGCAUCUGUGGCAGCAAGCGUUCUUGGGAUGGGCCUCGUUGCCGGGCUAA